This is a messenger RNA of Penicillium cinerascens, 326 nucleotides long. RefSeq names its product YqaE/Pmp3 family membrane protein. Lineage: Eukaryota; Fungi; Ascomycota; Eurotiomycetes; Eurotiales; Aspergillaceae. Gene Ontology annotation, cellular component: membrane. The record is from RefSeq and is a predicted model, not a curated record. The transcript is spliced from 3 exons. Bases 97 to 270 code for a protein of 57 amino acids.
CCUUUUCUUUUAAAGCAAGCUGCUCUCCGCAUUCUUCCUCCAAACCCCUUCCCACUUUUGUCUUGAUUCACCCGUCAACUCAAUCCCACCACCAUCAUGCCUUUCACUGCCUCUGACAUCUGCAAGAUCUUCUUCGCCAUCAUCCUGCCUCCUCUGGGUGUCUUCCUGGAGCGCGGAUGUGGUGCUGACUUCCUGAUCAACAUCUGUUUGACCAUCCUGGGUUGGAUCCCCGGUGUCAUCCACGCCUUCUACAUCAUUUUCAAAUACUAGUCAAGCACGCAACGGAACAAGCAACGCCGUGUCGUCCAGGUCUAUCCGCCCGGCAC